This is a messenger RNA of Lineus longissimus, 1755 nucleotides long. RefSeq names its product putative nuclease HARBI1. Lineage: Eukaryota; Metazoa; Nemertea; Pilidiophora; Heteronemertea; Lineidae. The coding region runs from base 170 to 1246 and encodes 358 amino acids. The transcript is spliced from 3 exons. The record is from RefSeq and is a predicted model, not a curated record.
GCACUUACGUAUUACUAGGUCGUUAUUAGCGAAUUACGCGGUAUUCACGAAGCACCCGUAACUUCAAUCUAUUUCGCAAGUCGUUACUAGUGUUACGUGAGGUGUUCGGGCUUCUUAGCGUGUUAUCAGUCCAUGCUUAGAUAGUUGGACACAUUUUUACACAAGGAGCAUGGCUGCGGCGUUGAUUGUGUUGGAAAAUUUGGAAGCAAGGCGGGCUUUACGACGGCAGCGUGUGUUUAGAGAUCGUCUACAACCGCUUGACGUCUAUGAUGACGUAGAUUUGUACAGACGAUACCGGAUGACUCGGCCGGUCCUUCUCGAAGUUAUCGACCUGUUGCAGGAUGACAUUGCCCCGUAUACGCUGCGCUCGCACGCCGUUCCAGCAACUCUCCAAGUUUGCGUUGCGCUUAGAUAUUUUGCUACUGGCAGUUUGCAGUUGGACAAUGGAGACAUGUCAAAUGGCUUGAGUCAACCUACGAUAUCAAGGAUUAUUACCAGAGUUGCAACUGCUUUGCAGGGUAAAGCAAAACAUUUCAUAACAUUUCCUCGAACAGCUGCUGAGCAAGAACGUCAGAAGGAAGGAUUUUAUACAGAACGCCAUCGGAUUCCGAACGUUAUUGGCUGCGUAGAUGGAUCCCUUAUUCCGAUCAAAUGUCCAUCCGUAAACGAGAAUGCAUACGUGUGCAGGAAACAGUGGCAUGCCAUUAAUGUGCAGGGGAUUUGUACUUAUGAUUUGAAAUUUUCAAAUAUAGUAGCCCGAUGGCCAGGUGCCACCCAUGAUGCGUUUAUCUGGUCCAACUGCAAUUUAAAGGUGAAGAUGGAACGCGGCCUGAAUGAUGGAGGAUACUUGCUCGGUGACAGUGCCUACCCACUUAGACCCUGUCUCAUGACCCCAGUCUCCCGCCCAGCAGAUGCAGCGGACAGACAAUACAACGUUCACCACAGGCGAGUACGAAACAUCAUUGAACGAACCUUUGGAAGAUGGAAAAACCGAUGGAGGUGCUUGCACAAAGAAGGUGGAACUCUUCGAUUAAGCCCCGAGAAGUGUUGCUCGGUGAUCAUUGCAACAUCUGUGCUACAUAACAUCUGUGAAAACCACGGCCUCCCUGUCCCAAACGACCCACCAGCCAAUGUGGAUAAUCCCGAUGAUGACGUCAACAAUAGACCAAUCCUCGAUGUCGAUGUCGAAGAAAGAGGUGUUGGAGAAAGGGCACGCUUGAUAGAUCAGCAUUUCAGGAAUAUGUAAUGAAGCCGUUGUUCUUCCACGUCAAGUCGCUUGCUCUCGAUUUUGACCCGUUCCUUCUCCACAUCAAUUAGUUCAACGGCAUGUGAAAGCUUCUUAUCUGCGAGAGACAAACCAGUUGAAGACGCCUUGGAAGAGCCAGCAGUGGGACGACAGCUCUUGGGUUGUCGGGCAGGACUUGGCGGCGGUGAAGGGGAUCGGGUGUCAUCUUCUGAGCUGCUAUCGUUCGGGCGCGUGAUGGUUGCUGUAACCUUACGAAUUCUCUGGAAAAUACAUUUGAUAGACUUAAAUGCAAAAAGCCAUUAAACAUGAGUGAGGUCUUAGUAUGUCUUUAGUUGUUAUUUACUUCCUUCUCAUAUAGAAGGCCAGUACUGAAACGGGCACGUCAGGAGAUACGUUUUCUUUCCUAAUAACGACACAAGCAAAUGAGAAAAAGCAUUGCACAGAUCGUUGUGCAGCCACCUGGAAAGUUGCGAUCUUCCCUUAUCACUGCUUAUGCCUCCAGUAAUCAA